Messenger RNA from Linum trigynum, 1954 nucleotides. NCBI's taxonomy places the organism in Eukaryota, Viridiplantae, Streptophyta, Magnoliopsida, Malpighiales, Linaceae. The record is from the annotation of a GenBank genome assembly.
GCAUCAUAAUCAAGGUUGUCAACCCGCGGGUUGACCCGGAUCCGGUUGAGCUAGUGGGUUAAGGGUUAAUGGAUCACCCGGUUUAGCCCGGUUUAGCCCGAAAAUAUGGAAAGCGUCAUUAUAUUGUACUUAUCCUGAUAAAUUAUAUCAAAUCUCAUCUAACAUAUGAGUUAUAACAUAUAAUAUUACACCAAAAUAACAUUUCGUACUUAGAUUCAACAUAUAGUGAAAAUUCACACACACUUAUAUAACAUUAAUAUUCAAAUGUUCAACUUAGGAUUCCAAAGAUUGAGUUAGGCGAAAAGAAAAAUUGGAAAAUAGGCGCAUUUCGCAAAAUAAAGAAAAAAAUGACACAAUUUGACCUCCAACCCGGUACCUUGUGGAGGUCGACCCGGCGGGUGCGUGCGGCCCGUUUUUCUCACCGGGUCAGGGUCAAAGUGGGUCAACCCGCGGGUCGACAACCUUGAUCAUAAUUUGAUUUUAAGUGACCUUAAUGUAUAGUGGGUAGUUGUGUUACCUUUAUCUAUCUUAUUGGAGUAUUAAUUUAGCAGGUUAAGUGGAUUAAUUAGUCACUUUGAACAGGACCCAAUCUGGAAAGACGCAAAACAAAAUACUCAACUUCCAACACAUCAAAAUCAUUGUUAAUUGUUCAAGACUUCAAGACCAAGUCUCUGUUCAAGAAUAUGAUUUGUAAAGGAACAUCAAGGGGACACUGCAAUAAAAGUAGCUCGUAACUUCAUUAGACGCGGCUAAGUAACCUAGAAGGAAGCUAGAACAAUGUGAAAAGUCCACACGUGAACCUGACCCCUAUAAACAUUUAUCAAAUCUAAGAACGUACACAUGUCAUCGUCCUAUACGCCAUAGCAACCUUCCCUUGUUCAGCAAUCAGCAGGCACACUAGCCUCAUUCGCGUUGGUUUACAGUAUAAAGCCAUAAACAAAGACCAGAAGGAGCUGGGAUGGACUAGUCAUUUUAAUUGCUAUAGCAUCUCCAUCUGCGUUGACCCAAAGCAAACAAAAUGAUCAAUCCUUUCGCUACAGAGCCCCUUAAUCAUUCAUCGUCAUCCUCAACCUCAACCUCUUCACCAGCCCCUGUUUCUCAAGCUCAUCAGCAGCCGACGGCGGCAGCAGCAUCUCCGGCGGAGCAAUGGGGGACUUACGUGAUGGGUGCCCCGGCGGCGCCUUCUUCCCACCCGGACAACCAGAAAGCCGCUGCCUUCUGGGGCGCAACCAGCUCUACGGUGGCUAAUACUACUCCGCCUGAUCCGCAGCAGCAGUACAACAAUGCUCAUCAUCAACAACAGCAACAUCCUUACUUGGUCUAUUCUCCGGCGGAGAAACCCGCCGGCAGUCCCAUGGAAUCCAUUCUCCACGUCUUCAAUUCAUGGACCAACAAAGCUGAGACACUGGGCAACAACAUCUGGAACAACCUGAAGACGAAUUCCUCUGUCUCGGGAGCAGCUUGGGGCAAAAUGAAUCUGACGGCGAAGGCUAUCUCCGAAGGCGGAUUCGAAUCCCUGUACAAGCAGACUUUCGCCACUUACCCCAACGAGAAGCUCAAGAAGCGAUUCGCCUGCUACCUCUCCACCGCCACCGGCCCUGUUGCCGGAACUCUGUACCUCUCCAACAUCCACGCCGCCUUCUGCAGCGACCGGCCUCUGUCCUUUGCCGCGCCAUCCGGGCAGGAGACAUGGAGCUACUACAAGGUUGCAGUGCCGCUGAACAAGAUCGUCGGAGUGAAUCCUGUGGUGAUGAGGGAGAAGAAUCCGCCGUCGGAGAAGUAUAUUCAAGUCGUGACGGUGGACGGACACGACUUCUGGUUCAUGGGUUUCGUCAAUUUCGACAAGGCGGUGAAGCAUUUGAGUCAAGGGAUCUCCAGCAUGGUAACCCCAGCUGUGGCCGUCUAGCUCAAGUAUAUCGGAUGCACUCUUUAGCAAUAACAUCAUGUACUUGUU